This is a messenger RNA of Drosophila innubila, 453 nucleotides long. Its product is annotated as glycoprotein-N-acetylgalactosamine 3-beta-galactosyltransferase 1-like. Lineage: Eukaryota; Metazoa; Arthropoda; Insecta; Diptera; Drosophilidae. The transcript has 2 exons. Gene Ontology annotation, molecular function: N-acetylgalactosaminide beta-1,3-galactosyltransferase activity. The record is from RefSeq and is a predicted model, not a curated record. Bases 42 to 362 code for a protein of 106 amino acids.
AUGGAUGCAAUCGACGGCAAUCCGGCACUGAGGACUUUGAAAUGGGUGUUUGCUUAAACUUUUGUGGUGUAACUCCCACAGAUUCCAGGGACUCCAAUGGGCGACAUCGUUUCCUGCCGCUCUCAUUGGAACACGUUCUCAUACCAGGUCGCUUACCUAAGGAUUUUUGGCUCUAUCAUUAUAUGCACUACAAACUUAAGGCGGGUCUGGAGUGCUGUUCAACCUAUGCCAUAACAAUUCACUAUGUAUUAUACUAUCAAAUGUAUUUGUUUGACUAUCUUCUUUAUAAUAUGCAUCCAUAUGGUAUUAUUAAGGGCCAUGAGCCUCUUGUCGUGAAUCCAUCCGGGAACGAGAAUGUAUAGCUAAUUAGGACUAUCAACGGAAAAAAGUGCAUUUAUCUAAUUACAAUCAAUGUACUAUAAUAAUAAGUAAACAGAAUUCCUUCCUUCUAAA